CUCUCUCUCUCUCUCUCUGGGUCUGAAGCUAGUAGUUUCUCUAAUCGCCUGGCCUACUUAUUCAUGUAAACUCUCCCUUUACCCAUCCUUAAAUCCAGAGCUACAGGGAGCUUCCCAAGACUCUCUCCAUGGCGCCUAUCAUCCGCAAGAACGGUGGCCUACAAGAAAAGGGCCUCUUCCAUGAAAGUUCAUCAUCCUCCAUAAAGCUCGAAGCAUCAACCUUCCUCGCCAAUGGCCACCCUAUUCUUAACCAAGUCCCGCCAAACAUCACAGCAACCCCGGCCAACGACGUUGCCAACGUCGGUUGCUUUGUUGGCUUCGACGCCGACCAGCCCACCCACCGCCACGUGGUUCCCAUCGGAAAACUCAGUGGGAUCAGGUUCAUGAGCAUUUUCAAAUUCAAGUUAUGGUGGAGCACCCAUUGGGCCGGAACUAAGGGGAGCGAUGUGGAAAACGAAACCCAAAUGAUGAUGCUGGAGAAUUGUAAUCACUUGGGUCGUCCCUAUGUCCUCCUCCUUCCCCUCAUCGAAGGGCCCUUCAGAGCUUCUCUGCAACCUGGUCUCGACGAUUACGUGGACAUUUGCCUGGAGAGUGGCUCCACGCGGGUCUCUGGUUCUACCUUCAGAAGCUGUCUGUACAUCCACGCGGGAGAUGAUCCUUAUAACUUAAUGAAGGAAGCCAUGAAAGUGAUAAGAGACCAUCUGGGAACAUUCAAGCUUCUGGAAGAGAAAAGCCCUCCAGGAAUAGUGGAGAAGUUCGGAUGGUGCACUUGGGACGCGUUUUAUCUGAAGGUGGAUCCAAAAGGAGUCCGGGAAGGUGUGAGAGGCCUGGCGGACGGUGGGUGCCCUCCAGGUUUCGUCAUAAUCGACGACGGCUGGCAAAGCUUCUGCCACGACAACGAAGCCGUCGGCGAUAGCGGAAGCUUGGAUUGUUCAAUACCAGGAGAGCAAAUGCUUAAUAGGCUUACGAGUUUCGAAGAGAAUAGCAAGUUUAAGGAGUACCGUAGCAGGAAGGGUCCUUCGGAGAGAGGGCUGGGGGCCCUUGUGAGAGACCUGAAGGAGGAGUUUAAGAGCUUGGGGGACGUGUAUGUGUGGCACGCGUUUUGUGGAUAUUGGGGUGGGCUUAGGCCCAAUGUGCCAGGGCUGCCGGAGGCCCGGGUGGUGGUGCCGAAGCUGUCGGAGGGAGCGGAGAAGCUGAUGAGGGAUCUGGCGGUGGACAAGAUAUUGGAAGUCGGGGUAGGAUUGGUGCCGCCGGAAGAUGCUCACAAAUUGUAUGACGGACUCCAUUCUCACCUGCAGUCUGUGGGUAUUGACGGCGUCAAGAUUGAUGUCACCCAGAUUCUGGAGAUGCUAUCAGAGGAAUAUGGGGGUCGCGUAGAACUCUCCAAAGCUUAUUACAAAGCCCUCUCUGAUUCAGUGAAGAAGCACUUCAAAGGCAACGGCGUCAUCUCCAGCAUGCAGCAAUGCAACGACUUCAUGUUCCUUGGCACCCAAACCAUCUCUCUCGGCCGAGUCGGUGAUGAUUUUUGGUGCACCGACCCUGCGGGAGAUCCAAACGGCACGUUCUGGCUUCAAGGAUGUCACAUGGUGCACUGUGCCUAUAACAGCUUGUGGAUGGGAAAUUUCAUCCGCCCUGAUUGGGACAUGUUCCAGUCCGAUCACCCUUGUGCUGAAUUCCAUGCCGCUUCACGAGCCAUCUCCGGCGGUCCUGUUUAUGUCAGCGACUCUGUUGGCAGACACAACUUCAAGCUCCUCCACAAGCUCGUCCUCCCUGACGGCUCCAUUCUCCGGUGCCAACACUACGCCCUCCCCACUAGAGACUGCUUGUUUCAGGACCCUCUUCAUGAUGGAAAAACCAUGCUCAAAAUCUGGAACCUCAACAAAUAUACUGGGGUUUUGGGGGCGUUUAAUUGCCAAGGAGGAGGAUGGUGCCGUGUUACUAGGAGGAACAGAAGCGCGAGCGAGUGUUCAAAGAGGGUGAGUUGCUUUGCGAGUCCUGAGGAGGUUGAAUGGAGCAAGGGGAUGAGUCCGAUAUGCGUAACAGAGGAGGAUGUGUUUGCUGUGUACAUGAUUAAGGACCACAGCUUGAAGCUGUUGAAGUGGUGGGAAAGUGUGGAGAUUUCCCUCGAUCCCUUCAAUUAUGAGCUCUUGACAGUUUCUCCGGUGACGGUGUUGCCGAAGGGGUCAAUCCAUUUCGCUCCGAUUGGGUUGGUGAAUAUGCUAAACUCGGGCGGGGCAAUUCAGAGUAUGGAGUUUGGAAAGCAGGGGAAUGAGGUGAGAAUUGGAGUGAGAGGACAGGGAGAGAUGAGGGUGUUUGCUUCAGAGAAGCCUGUGAGCUGUAAAGUUGAUGGAGUGGCUGUUGAAUUUGGUUAUGAGGACAACAUGGCACGCGUUCAUGUUCCCUGGACUGCUUCUUCAACGUUGUCCACGGUGGAGUACUUGUUCUGAGUCAAAGCUAGCUAGCUUUGGUGGCUUCUUUUCCUCAACGAUUUCAAAAAUAAGAAUUCAUUGGCAAAUACUGAUGACAUGCCUUGGUUGGGUAAGCGUCAACGAAUUUUAGGAGUUUAGAUAGUCAAACGAAAGAUUAUUAAUAAGUUAGAUUUCAAACAUGAUGCCUGUUUUGGGAUUUGUUUAGCAAAAUUUAGUUAUACUUUCCUUCUCGCUAUGGUUAAGGUUACUUGGGAAUUAGAAGUUGUAGUCGUGAGUUUCCUGACUAUAAAUUCAAUUUAUGCUGUGCAUCUGGUCAAGUCUUUGGUGA
Molecule: messenger RNA, 2757 nt
Organism: Neltuma alba
Lineage: Eukaryota; Viridiplantae; Streptophyta; Magnoliopsida; Fabales; Fabaceae
Product: galactinol--sucrose galactosyltransferase-like
Exons: 4
Coding region: 129-2447 (772 amino acids)
Molecular function (GO): galactinol-sucrose galactosyltransferase activity
Source: RefSeq, a predicted model, not a curated record